UCUAAGGAAUUUGCACAUACGGAAAUUAUAUACGUUCAGAAUUAAUUUACAAAAAAUACUGCAUAAACUAAUGUCAAAUAGAAAAGGCAUUAACUACAACAUUCAAAUUAAAACUGAUAUCCUAUGUGUCUGGUGUUAACAACUACCACAUGGGACAUCAUUUUUGAGGUGUUCAACAUUCUAAAACGAUACCAUUUGAUAUAAUAAUAUAUUUUAAUAUAUAAAACUCGGAGGAAAAUACUGUUAGAUGGACCGACAGAGGGUUCAAAUGGUUCAAAGGAUGCCAUUAAUGGAGGCGACAACACUCGGAUCCCCACUGAUUCUUUCAGCUUCAUGUCUCAUCCCUCUAAUCUCUCUCUCUCUCUCUCUCUCUCUCCAUACUUUUCAGUCGAAGCUGCACCCAACCUGAGUUUUGAGCAGACCUACACACCGUUUACACCUUAAAUAUAAUGCCCCUUAACCCCAAACUCUUCAAACACACUUCUUUCUUCUCAUUUUCUCUAACCUCUCCCUUUCUCUCUCUCUCUCUCACUCUCUUAAACUUUUAGGUAUGGACUUCCAGCCAAACACAUCUCUACGUCUGAGCUUACCAAGUUACAAGAAUCACCAACUAAACCUAGAACUUGUCCUCGAGCCUUCUUCUACGUCUUCUUCUUCUUCCACAAACUCAUCAUCAUGUUUGGAGCAGCCUAGGGUAUUCUCUUGUAACUAUUGUCAAAGAAAGUUUUACAGCUCUCAAGCUUUAGGUGGCCAUCAAAACGCUCAUAAGCUAGAGAGAACCUUAGCCAAGAAGAGUCGAGAACUCUUUAUAUCCUCAACUACUGUUGAUUCUGAUCAACAUUACCCGUUAUCCGGCCGGUUUGAGAUCUACGGCCGUGGCUAUGAAGGAUUUGUCGAAAGCGGUGGCCGGAUGGACUUCUCAGGCCGUGGUGUGCCGGUGAGUGGUCUUGAUCAGGAUCAGGAUCAGGAGAUGAGUCACCUUGACUUGUCGUUAAGGCUCUAAAAUAGUCUUUAUUUUGUUAGAAAUAUAAUCAUCUCAAAUGUGAAUCCUGAAUUAAAUGUUUUUCAAUAAGUCUAUUUCUUACCAGUCAUGUUUUUAAUGUAAAAUCGAGUUCACGAUGAUAGUUUUAAAUUUCGAAUCAAAAUUUAGUUUUGAAAGAUGGUAUCUA
Messenger RNA from Brassica napus (rape), 1169 nucleotides. Its product is annotated as zinc finger protein 2. Gene Ontology annotation, biological process: negative regulation of abscisic acid-activated signaling pathway. The transcript has a single exon. Lineage: Eukaryota; Viridiplantae; Streptophyta; Magnoliopsida; Brassicales; Brassicaceae. The record is from RefSeq and is a predicted model, not a curated record. The coding region runs from base 551 to 1003 and encodes 150 amino acids.